AUGCAGCCAGGCCACCUACAAGCUAGACGAAGCCCCACGGAAGACGAAACGCACACAACUUAUCCGUUCACUGCCGUUUCGCAUAAUAGGGCAUACAGCCCAACAUGUUUGGAGAAGAGGGAUAUCGGCCCGAUGCCGCUAAUUGUUGCCUGUAAACGCAAGGUCGAGGUGCUACCUAUUGUAUCACACCCGCAACGCUCAGCUCAAAUGCAAACUAAAGCAUAUUUUUCUUCGCCCUUGUCACCGCUACCGUCACAGCCCAAAACUCUCUGGAUACUGUCAUCCAAGACUGACUUCAAAUGUCCCUGCGGCUCAAAGAAGUUCAUCAAUACUAUAAUUGGCUGCGUGACGAGCAAGUGCAGCGGUGGCGACCUUAUGUCCGCUUAUCAGUGGGCCUCAGACAAAUUCUCAUCAGUUGGAGAGCCACUGUAG
Akanthomyces muscarius is the source of this 432-nucleotide messenger RNA. RefSeq lists its product as uncharacterized. NCBI's taxonomy places the organism in Eukaryota, Fungi, Ascomycota, Sordariomycetes, Hypocreales, Cordycipitaceae. The record is from RefSeq and is a predicted model, not a curated record. The transcript is spliced from 10 exons. Bases 1 to 432 code for a protein of 143 amino acids.